This is a messenger RNA of Sander lucioperca (pikeperch), 4962 nucleotides long. It is a transcript of the gene hdac5, whose product is annotated as histone deacetylase 5. Gene Ontology annotation, biological process: chromatin organization; negative regulation of transcription by RNA polymerase II. The record is from RefSeq and is a predicted model, not a curated record. The transcript has 28 exons. Lineage: Eukaryota; Metazoa; Chordata; Actinopteri; Perciformes; Percidae. Gene Ontology annotation, molecular function: histone deacetylase activity. Gene Ontology annotation, cellular component: histone deacetylase complex. Bases 510 to 3944 code for a protein of 1144 amino acids.
AAAAAAUAACACGAGGAUUUUUGUCCUAGGUGUCAGUGACUGGCCACCACUGCACAGACUCAACAGCCAGACAGCGGAGGCUCCGGGAACACUGAAAGCAAGAGGCUACCUGCAGCCAAAAAAAUAAAUAAAUCAAACUGAGGCCGCAGCCUGAACAGGAUAUCUAUCACAAUAAAGCAAAGGCUUUUCUGUCUUCUCUUUUGGAAUUUUUUGAUGGAAUUCACGGUAUUCUCACUCUCCAAAUCAGUUUAAUAAUGGUCAUUAUUACAAUGGAAGCUCAGAAAACAAUUUUUGAAGUUUUCUAUUUUGAAGUAACCAAUUCAUUUCAAUCCCAGAAUGAGUAAUCUGUGAUUAAAAAAAAAUAUUUUUGAAAGAAUCUUUCAGUGCUUGUGUCCCCCAGUCCCUUAGCAACUUGAAUCCUAAACGGAGCCAUGCCGAUAUCUCGGAAGAAGAACUGACUUGGUUUUUUUAUUCUGUGACAACGAAAGAGGGCUGCCUCUUGUCUUGGCAUGCUUUUGCAUCCCACGGUGUCAGGAUUGUGCACCAUGCUGCAGACCAUCUACGAGACGGAGUCCUGUUUCUCCUCCGCCAGCACAGACAGCCACCAACAGCCUCUGGAGCUCCUGAGUGGCGACAGGAGCUCCAGCAGCACUGCCAUGCCCACCGCCGUAGUGGAGGUGAAGAGCAGCCUCCCAUCGGGCAUGCAGAGCCCAGGAGGAACGGCAAGCGAGCAGAGAGGAGGAGGUGGAGAAGGGGGUGGCGGUCCGGGAGAAGGAGCAGGAGGCGGAGGCGGCCCAGUGGAUCUACGGACAGAGCCCAGGACGGGCUCUCUGUCGGCGGGUGCGGCGUCGGUGGACACAGCCAUGAGGGAGCAGCAGCUCCAGCAGGAACUUGUGCUACUGAAGCAGCAGCAGGAACUCCAGAAACAGCUGCUGUUUGCGGAGUUCCAGAAAAAACACGAAGUGCUCACCAGACAACAUGAGGUCCAGCUGCAGGAACACCUGAAGGUGUGUGUGUGUAAGCAACAACAGGAGCUGUUGGCGGCGAAGCGGCAGCAGGAGCUGGAGCAGAAGAGGAAACUGGAGCAGCAGAGACAUGAAGAGCAGGAGAAACAUCGGCUGGAGCAACAGCUGCUGCUGCUCCGGAACAAGGAGAAAGGCAAAGAGAGUGCUAUUGCCAGUACAGAGGUGAAGCUGAAGCUGCAGGAGUUCCUUCUCAAUAAGAAAGAGCCGGGCAUCGGCGGACUGAACCAUUCCUUCUCCCCAAAGUGCUGGGGAGCCCAGCACAUCUCCCUGGAGCAGGGCUCUCCUCCGCAGAGUAACACUCCAGGAACUCCUCCCUCCUACAAACUGCCCCCACUGCUGGGAAACUACGAGGGCAAAGACGACUUCCCGCUCCGCAAGACAGUCUCAGAGCCCAACCUGAAGGUGCGUUCACGGCUGAAGCAGAAGGUGGCAGAGAGGCGGAGCUCUCCGCUCCUUCGCAGGAAGGAUGGGACCGUUAUCAGCACCUUUAAGAAGAGAGCCAUAGAGAUAUCAGUCUCCUCUCUCUGUAGUAGUGCUCCAGGUUCAGGUCCCAGCAGCCCCAACAGUUCCAACUCGGCAAUCUCCAAUGGCAACACAGGGUCGGUCCCCAACAUACAGACUGAGCUGAGAUCUCUUCAUCAGACGCUGGGGGCUGAUGGGACAUUAAGUCCUCUGAAUCUCUACACCUCGCCCUCCUUGCCGAAUAUCUCCUUGGGGCUCCCUGCCAACACACACAUCACGCCCUCCCAGGCACUGUCUAACCAGCAAGAGGCUGAGCGGCAAGCCAUCCAAUCACUGCGAGGGGGCGGAGCUCUAACAGGGAAGUUUCUCUCCACAUCGUCCCUACCUGCAGGGGUGGGCCAUGAGGUAGAGACACCGCCCCCCACCUCUCAUUCUGCCCAUUCCUCGUUGUUGCAACAUGUACUACUGCUGGAGCAGGCCAGACAACAGACUGCAAUGCUAGCUGUCCCCAUGUACAGCCAGUCGCCGCUGGUUACGGCAGAGAGAGGCGUGCCCAGCGGCAUGCGGGCCGUCAACAAGUUGCCUCGCCAUCGACCGCUGGCUCGGACCCAGAGUGCACCUCUGCCCCAGUCCCCCCAGGCCCUGCAGCAGCUGGUGGUCCAGCAGCAACACCAGCACUUCCUGGAGAAACACUACAAGAUGCUAUCCAAGGGGACCGAGCUUCCCAGGCCGCCGCCCACCCACCCAGAGGAGACAGAGGAGGAGCUAACAGAGACCAAUGACAUGCAGGAGGACGACGAAGGGGCGAGCCUUCACAGGCUUCAGAAGGAGGGGUCAGACGACAGCACACCCUCCUCCGAGCAGGCCGUUGUGCACGUGAAGGGCGAGGAGGAGCACGGAGGCAUGCGCGUGAAGGGGGAGAGUACAGAGAGCGAGCUGGAUGAAGAGGAAGAGGAAGACGACGCCAUCCAGCUGAGGGAGUGCGACGAAGAGGAGAGCGGGAGCUACACGCAGGCCUUGCAGCAGCUGGGUGUGUUCCAGUCCUUGUUGCCCCAUAGACCUCUGGGAAGAGCGCAGUCGUCCCCUGCAGCCACUGUCAAUCCCAUCAAACACCUCUUCACCACAGGGCUUGUGUACGACAGUCUGAUGUUGAAGCAUCAGUGUGUUUGUGGCAAUGCUCACAUCCACCCAGAGCAUGCUGGGAGGGUGCAAAGCAUCUGGUCCAGACUGCAGGAGACGGGCCUGCUGGGCCGCUGUGAGAGGAUUCGGGGGCGUAAAGCGUCUCUGGAUGAGAUCCAGUCUGUCCAUUCAGAGUUCCACACUCUGCUGUAUGGAACCAGUCCGCUGAAUCGACACAAACUGGACCACAAGAAGCUGCUGGGUCCAAUCAGCCAGAAGAUGUAUGCGGUUCUUCCCUGUGGAGGAAUAGGGGUGGACAGCGACACGGUGUGGAACGAGAUGCACUCGUCAGCGGCGGUCCGCAUGGCGGUCGGCUCAGUCAUCGAGCUGGCCUUCAGAGUGGCGUCAGCAGAGCUGAAGAAUGGCUUUGCAGUGGUGCGUCCACCCGGUCACCAUGCUGAGGAAUCCACUGCCAUGGGGUUUUGUUUCUUUAAUUCAGUAGCCAUCACUGCCAAGUUGCUGCAACAGAAACUAGGGGUGGGCAAGAUCCUCAUUGUGGACUGGGACAUUCACCAUGGCAACGGCACCCAGCAGGCCUUCUACACUGACCACAACGUCCUCUACAUCUCCCUCCAUCGCUACGACGAUGGAAACUUCUUUCCUGGCAGCGGAGCGCCUGAGGAGGUGGGAUCAGGUGCAGGUGUUGGUUUUAAUGUGAACAUAGCGUGGACUGGUGGAGUAGAGCCACCUAUGGGUGAUGUGGAGUACCUCACUGCCUUUAGGACCGUGGUGAUGCCCAUCGCCCAUCAGUUCAGUCCAGAUGUGGUCCUGGUGUCUGCAGGCUUCGACGCAGUGGAGGGUCAUCAGUCUCCUCUGGGAGGAUACAAUGUCUCCGCCAAGUGUUUCGGUCAGCUGACGCAGCUGCUGAUGGGUCUGGCGGGCGGGCGCAUCGUCAUGGCGCUGGAGGGCGGUCACGACCUCACAGCCAUCUGUGACGCAUCAGAGGCCUGCGUCGCUGCGCUGCUGGGAGACCCGUGUGACUCGGUGUUUCAGUGGCCUCAGGAGCAGCCAUGUCCAAAAGCCUGGGCCUCGCUGGAGAGAGUCAUAGAGAUCCAGAGUAAACACUGGUCUUGUCUCCAGAGUUUGUCUCAGACGAGCGGCCACUCGCUAUUGGAUAGUCCUCUAGGGGCUCAGGGCCAAUCGGAGAAGGACGAGGCCGACACAGUCAGCGCCAUGGCCUCCCUAAGUGUUGACGUCGAGCAGCCAGGCUCGGAUCCUGACAACACAGAAACCAGCAGGUCCACAGAGGAGCCGAUGGAAGAAGAGCCUGUAUUGUAGGAAGAGCUUAAACCACCACAAAAAAAAAAACUCCAACACCCUCACCACCUUCUGGCACCUCCUCUUCCUUUUCCUCUUCCUCCUCAGAGUGUGUGUAGGUACACACACACACACACACACACACAGAGUGGAAUUGUGUCGUUGUGGAGGUCUCCGAUUGGCUGAGGAGAACAUUACGGAGGCAGUAGAAAAGGCCGGAGACUGUGAACAACGGACACAUCUCUUUUCUACUGGUCCGUCAGCCCGAGGAGGAGCAGACGACUUGUUGGCAUCUCCAUGGAAACCUAGAGAAGGAGCGGGUCAGCAAGGACACACGCAAGACCUGCAUAUUUUACCACCUGUACACAGCACCACUCAAAUUUUUUCCCCACAAUCAUUCUUCUGUCCUUCUGUUUUGUCCCUACUCCUCUGUUUCCACAGCAGGAUGAUGACUGUGGGGGGGGGGAAUUUGGAAUUCAAAAUGUCAGACACCAAGUGGACGACUUGUCUUCUUGUCCGUCUGUCUGUCUGUCAGUCAGAGAGACAGGCCGAGCGAAUGUGGGCUUGGCUGGCGCAGGAGGAGUAAAACUUUUUUUUUUUUUUUUUUUUUUUUUAGAAUGAACAGAGGAGGAGGAGGAACUAGGUGCCUUUUAAAAUAAAAACAAAAAUAAAACACACACACACACAAAACGAGCCGUCAAGUCAGAAACCACAAAACACCGCCGCCGCAGCACCUCAGCAAAACCAACCAGCCAAUCAGGACUGAAGAAACAUGUCGACGCACACACUCGCACUGCUGUUGUUUCAGUCGGUCAGUUCAUUUCUCAGUCUUUGUUUCUUCAUCUGGAUGCCUUAAUUUGUUCUUAUCUCACUAUUAAGCAACCUUGAGAGAGACGGUUAGAGAGAGUAUCAUGAGACUUGAUAUAAAUAUAUAUUUCAGAAAUGUAUUAAAACUGCUAAGAAUUGUAUUUUUUUUCUUUUCAAUUGGACAAUAUUCAUGCCAGGUACUCCCAAACAGACUUUCAUUUUUUUUUUUUUG